Molecule: messenger RNA, 3530 nt
Organism: Artibeus jamaicensis (Jamaican fruit-eating bat)
Lineage: Eukaryota; Metazoa; Chordata; Mammalia; Chiroptera; Phyllostomidae
Gene: MME
Product: membrane metalloendopeptidase
Exons: 23
Coding region: 151-2403 (750 amino acids)
Biological process (GO): protein processing; amyloid-beta clearance
Cellular component (GO): plasma membrane
Molecular function (GO): metalloendopeptidase activity
Source: RefSeq, a predicted model, not a curated record
AUGAAUAACAAAGUUAAUGAGGAGGUUAAACUUGGAUCAUUUCUGCUUUGCUCAAUGCUGUUAUUGAACAGUACUACUUAGGAACAAAAAGAGUGAAAUUUCCAGAGGAUUUACAAAAAGGCCAGAUGGAGAGCUUGCAGAUUUUAGGUGAUGGGCAGAUCAGAAAGUCAGAUGGAUAUAACUGAUAACAACACUCCAAAGCCAAAGAAGAAACAGCGAUGGACCCCACUGGAGAUCAGUCUGUCGGUCCUGGUCCUGCUGCUGACCGUCAUCGCCGUGACCAUGAUAGCACUCUACGUGAAGUAUGAUGAUGGUAUUUGCAAGUCAGCAGAAUGCACACAAUCAGCUGCUCGACUCAUCCAGAACAUGGACACCACCGUUGAGCCGUGUUCAGACUUUUUCAAGUACGCCUGUGGAGGCUGGCUGAAACACAACAUUAUUCCUGAGACCAGCUCCCGUUACAGUAAUUUUGACAUCUUAAGAGAUGAACUAGAAGUCAUUUUGAAAGAUGUUCUGCAGGACCCCAAACCUGAAGAUAUAGAGGCAGUGCAGAAAGCAAAAACGCUGUACAGAUCUUGUGUAAAUGAAUCUGUUAUCGAUAGCAGAGGUGGAACGCCUCUACUCCAAGUGUUACCAGAUAUAUAUGAUUGGCCAGUAGCCACAGAAAACUGGGAGCAAACACAUGGUACUUCUUGGACAGCUGAGAAAGCUAUUGCUCAACUGAAUUCUAAAUAUGGAAAAAAAGUCAUUAUUAAUUUUUUUGUUGGCACUGAUGAUAAGAACUCUACGAACCAUAUAAUUCACAUCGACCAGCCUCGACUUGGCCUCCCCUCCAGAGACUAUUAUGUAUGCACUGGAAUAUAUAAAGAGGCUUGUACCGCAUACGUGGAUUUUAUGAUUUCUGUGGCCAAGUUGAUUCGUCAGGAGAGAGGACUGUCCGUAAAUGAAAGCCUGCUUUCCCUGGAAAUGAAUAAAGUUAUGGAAUUGGAAAAAGAAAUUGCCAAUGCUACAGAUGAACCUGAAAAUCGAAAUGACCCGAUGCUUCUUUAUAACAAAAUGACCUUAGCCCAGGUCCAAAAUAACUUUUCACUAGAGAUCAAUGGGAAGCCAUUCAGCUGGUCAAAUUUCACAAAUGAAAUUAUGUCAACUGUGAAUAUUAAUAUUGCAAAUGAGGAAGAAGUGGUUGUUUAUGCUCCAGACUAUUUAACCAAACUUAAGCUCAUUCUUACCAAAUAUUCUGCCAGAGAUCUUCAAAAUUUAAUGUCCUGGCGGUUCAUAAUGGAUCUUGUAAGCAGCCUCAGCAGAACCUACAAGGAAUCCAGAAAUGCUUUCCGCAAGGCCCUUUAUGGCACCACAUCAGAAACAGCGACUUGGAGACGCUGUGCAAACUACGUCAACGGGAACAUGGAAAAUGCUGUGGGAAGGCUUUAUGUAAACGCAGCAUUUGCUGGAGACAGUAAACAUGUGGUUGAAGAUCUGAUCGCACAGAUCCGGGAAGUUUUCAUUCAGACAUUAGAUGACCUCACCUGGAUGGAUGCUGAGACCAAAAAAAAAGCUGAAGAAAAGGCCUUAGCCAUUAAAGAAAGAAUCGGCUAUCCUGAUGACAUAAUCUCAGAUGAUAACAAGCUGAAUAAAGAGUACCAGGAGCUGAACUACAAGGAAGAUGAAUACUUUGAGAAUAUCAUUCAAAAUUUGAAGUUAAUCCAAAAUAAACAACUGAAGAAGCUUCGAGAAAAGGUGGACAAGGAUGAGUGGAUAAGUGGGGCAGCUGUAGUCAACGCAUUUUAUUCUUCAGGCAGAAAUCAGAUAGUCUUCCCGGCUGGCAUUCUGCAGCCCCCCUUCUUCAGCGCCAAGCAGUCUAAAUCACUGAACUACGGGGGCAUCGGCAUGGUCAUAGGACACGAAAUUACCCACGGCUUCGAUGACAAUGGCAGACAUUUUAACAAAGAUGGAGAUCUCGUUGACUGGUGGUCACAACAGUCCGCAGACAAUUUUAAAGAGCAAUCCCAGUGCAUGGUGUACCAGUACGGAAACUUCUCCUGGGACCUAGCCGGCGGGCAGCACCUCAAUGGAAUUAACACACUGGGAGAAAACAUUGCUGAUAACGGAGGUAUUGGCCAAGCAUACAGAGCCUAUCAAAACUAUGUUAAAAAGAAUGGUGAAGAAAAAUUGCUUCCUGGACUUGACCUAAAUCACAAACAACUAUUCUUCUUGAAUUUCGCUCAGGUGUGGUGCGGGACCUACAGGCCAGAGUAUGCAGUGAACUCCAUCAAAACAGAUGUCCACAGUCCGGGCAAUUUCAGGAUUAUCGGGACUUUGCAGAACUCCCCUGAGUUUUCAGAAGCUUUUCAUUGCCCCAAGAAUACAUACAUGAAUCCCGAAAAGAAAUGCCGAGUCUGGUGAUCUCCAGGUGAAGACGGUGCAGCCCCUGGCCAGGCUCGUCAACAGCACAGCUCUGGGGACUCUGUCCAAGAGAAUGGGCCACAGAGGUCACUGUUAUUCCAUGGGCAUAGUUCACAGAGACAAGAGCAUCACAAUAAAAAUGAAGUUAGGUUCUUCUGGAAAAAUGAGUGGAGGGAGGAGGGUGUCUAAUGUCUAUCAAGCCAGUCAUUCCUCACUGUAUAAAUAAUGCUUAAUCUCUCAAGAUAGAAUUACCGUUCACUUCUGUUUCUCAUAUUUGCUGCCAGUUUCGUGCGGUCUCUUGAAAACAGUGUUAAGCAUUAUGGAGAGCAGGACUUCUAAUCCGAGGGAGAAGAGGUUGAAGAAGACAGUUGGCAGCAAACGCGCGUCAGCAACACGCGUUAAAAACACAUCGUCGAAGUACUUGCUUGUACUUUGAUUUGCAACGUCUAUGCUCCUUCAAAUCUCUUCCAAAGAAUUCUUCUACAUAUUGGGGCCUUGGGACUUACAUAGUUUCAAACUAACAUUUCUAGUCAUCAGUUAUUCGUUCUGCGGUCAUUUUAAUUUGAGCCCCUAGGGCUAAAAUCAGUGUCUAAAACUGUUUUUUGUGGUACCUGUCUGGACUGAUACUGAGAUUCUUAAGGCUCCUGCAAUUUUUUAAGCGAUUUCUUGUUCUCUCCCUCUCUCAAAACUUGGUCUUUUUAAGAGAUUUGUAGUAAUGUAUAAAUAAUAAUUUUUAUAUUUAAUUGUUAACUACAUUUAUGACUAAGUAAUUAUUAUUAUUAUUAAUCAUUGAGUAUUGAAGUUUCAGACUGAGAUAAAUAGUUAAUGAACCAAGGUCUGUAAAGUGAUGUACAGUUGAACAUUAGAGACUUUUUAAACUUAUAAAUCAUAUUGAUGACAAGCUUUAUGUACAAACUUUGGGUUAAAAUUGCCAUUGGACAGUUGUCUAAAGAUACAUGAGACUUGUGGUUUACAAGCAGGAUUUCCAGAAUUAAAUCUGUCCCUAAGGUGGCUAUGAUAAAAGGGCAAAACCGCAUCUAUGUAGCUCUGCAUCUCCUCAUCUUUUCAGAUUUGUCAUAUGAUGGAAAUAUUUUGAUAAUAAAUUAAAAUUGUGAGCCCACUACUCA